Molecule: messenger RNA, 8235 nt
Organism: Trichomonas vaginalis G3
Lineage: Eukaryota; Parabasalia; Trichomonadida; Trichomonadidae
Product: guanyl-nucleotide exchange factor protein
Exons: 1
Cellular component (GO): cytoplasm
Molecular function (GO): ubiquitin-protein transferase activity
Source: RefSeq, a predicted model, not a curated record
AUGGGUCCAGCGCCAAGUACGGUGCAUUUCUCUAGUUAUACACCUCUGGGCCCACAUAAUGAUAGAAUAUUUACUACUUCUUAUGAUGAUGCACCUUUGGCGACGGAAUUUUCAAGUGAUGCAAUUUUACAACAAAGAACUCCAAUAAAUAUACUGCAAGACCUACCUAUAGAUACGAUAAUUGGGUGUAUAAUGACACAACCUAGUUCUUAUACACUGGAAAAUAAUCCAGAAGAUGUUUGGUUUAAAAUUUUAAUUCCAUUAUUUAAAGGUUCGGACGAUAAAGCACCUAUAUUUCAACAAAUUCUUACAGAAUUCUUCAAAUUCUUAAAUGAUCGAUCAAAAAAUACCCUCAAUGAUGAAGAAAAUCGUAGAAAUAUUCUAAAAGAGGUAAUAAACAAUAAAAGAAGAAAUUUGCAGCAUGCAUACUCAAUCCAAUUAGAAUCCUACGAUAUAUUAAAUGAAAAUGAACUAAAUAAUUUGACAAAUACAAAAAAUUUGAUUUCGAAUGCUUUAAAUACGAUGAAAUUACCUGAUUUUUCAUUUAGAAUACAACAAACGCAAACCAAUAAACUCAUUUCCAAGCGAAUUUGUGAACUUUUGGAAGGAAAUUCGAAUUCAGAUCCAUCUGCACUGUUUGAAUCGGUUGCCUGGGGUAUUUUCUCAGGAGACGUUACUCCAAUGAUCACGACCUUACGACUUUUAAUGAAAAAUCAUUACGAAAACUCAAAAUUCACUUCAAAUUUAUUAAAUUCUUUCCAAAAAUUCAAUAACAACUUAACAUUAGUUAACGCAAUACCAGUUAUAAACCAAUCCAUCGUCGAUGGAUCGAAAGAAAUACCAAAUGGAUUAUUUUCAAAUCAUUCAACAACUUCUUCAAUAACUACUGACGGAAACUACAUUUACUUACUUCUAAAGCCAACAACAAUCCUACAGAUAUCAUUAUCUAAGUCAAUUACGAAUGAAAAUACAAGAUUUUUCAAUAAAGAUAUAAAUUUGUCAAAAGUCGAAAGAUUGAAUGUCGGACUUGCACUCUCAAACGACAAGCUAGUUGUUCUUGGUGAAUACAUGUCCGAAAGCUUACUUUUACAAACAUCUCCAUUAGAUGAAGAAAAAAGGAUCAAAAAGUCAAAAAUUUCACUUCCAAUAUGUUCAGACAGUAAAUUUGUGUACUCUAUAAGAGGUUCCAACUGUUGUAUCCAUACUUUUAAGGAAACAAAAUUAAAAUUAAUCCGAAAAGUGAAGUUGAUUGAAUCCGGAGCAGAAUUGAAGAAACUGUUCUCAUCCAAACUUAUUCCAGACCUUUCUGAUGCGAUUUUGUUAUCAAAUGGAAUUAUUUUAUCAAUAAUCAAGCCAAUUCAGAAAAAUCAGACAAACAGUAGAUUCCCAUACAUUGCCAGACAUUUUAGUCUCAUUACUGGCCAGCAUAUCUCUGAUAUUGAGUUUGCUUUGAGAUUUCCCAUUGUUUCUUUAGCAAUUGAUCCUUGGAACAAGUGCAUCUGGGGACUGACAUUAUCACCAACAACUGUUGGCAACGAGACUGAAAGAAGAGCUUCCCUUUUGAAGUUAGAGUACAAUGGAUCUUAUCCGCCAUGGCUCGUGGGAACUGACAUUUCUUUUGUAGCUACCGUUAAAGAGUCUUUGUCAAUAUACCAGGCGAAGACUCCUUCUCAGCUUUCUGUCGCAAUUAUUAAUUUUAUUAAUUUUUAUGUUUCACAUUUCGUCGGAUCUGGCUUCAAUUUGAAGAUACAAGAUAGUCCUGAUCCGAAAUGCACCGUUCCGAUGAUAUUUGCUCCAGGAACUUACUACAAUAUCAACGAAAUCAUCAAACUAUUAGUUCUUUUGAAAGAUUUGUACAUUAAUAAGAAGUUUAAUAACAAUUGGACUGAAAAACAAUACAGAUUUGCUUUAAUUACAUUAGUAGAUUUAUUAAAUUUUGCAAUUUCCAAUUUACAGAUUAAUAUUGCCCCUCCUUUUGAAGAGGAACCAAUUAUUGACCAAAGCCUGCCAAAUUUGCUGCUUAAUUUCCUUGAAGAUCCUCAUUUCAGGUUUUUAAAGGAUCAUGUUUUGUUUUUGAUAUGUAAUUGCUUCGAUAUCAUAUUCGAAAACAACAGAGUUAACGAUGACUGCCUCAUUUCCCACAUAAUUAAUGAUUUAAACCCAAGUUUGUUUUCAUUUUUCAUCUCAAACUUGCAAGAAACAACUGCUUUGCCUUAUUUCUUCUCCCCAAACUCUUGCAGACGGUUUUUGUCCCCAAUAAUGAAGCAGUUGACUUCACUUUCUGGAAAUUUCAACCGAAAUCAGUAUGAUCUCGUAAAUUCUUUCAUGAGAUCACUACUUUUCGAACUUUAUAAGGCUCUCAAGACCAAUACUGGUGAAAUUUCUGAAGAAAAACAAAUUUUACAAGAUAAUUUUUAUUCAUUUUCAGGAAUUAUCACUGAAGAGAUGCUUAAACUCUUAUUUACAUUAGGUCACGACAAAGUUCAACCAGAAAAACUUCAAUUCCUUCCAUUUACGAGAAUUUUCCAGAAAUGGCUGUUAUUAUUACAUCCUUUUGUUAAAUUCUCAAGUGUUUCAUGUGAUUUGGUCUCAAUUAUCCAGCCAUUGUACUCAAGUUUAGGUGAAAAGAUGAGUUCUCUCAAUUUAACAAAGUCAAUUAACAACACAGGCAAAGGAUUCACAUUUAUCUUCAGUAUCUUCUAUGACUUGUUCAGUUUGUACUCAGAUUUCAUCACAGCGAUGGUCGACGGUGGAUCCGAAAUCAAAGAUAUUCAAAAAUAUAAGUGGCUUGUAAAGUCAACUUUAAUGAGCGGUUUGACCUCUGAAAAAGUUGACCAAAUUUACGACGUUUAUGAGAAAAGCGUGAACAUGAUAGAUAUGGCCAAUAAUGAUGCCGAUUGUGAUGAAAUUUUCAUUUUAAACCUAAUUUCAAAAGAGGCAUCAGAUGAAAUCAAGCAAUUCAUGGAUUACAUAUACGCAAAGGUCCCUGAUCCAUCAAACAAGAGAUUAACACCCGAAAGAAAAGUAAUCGAAAGAUUAAUUUUCUCAUCUCUGUUGAAAAACUUAGGAUUCACGUCUUUCGCAAGAGAACUAAGUUUGCACUUAUUAACAGAGGAAAAGCCAGUCCUGAACCAUGCCGUUCGUCAAAGCGCUCUCCAGAUUUACAGAAUCAGGCGUCAACUCGAGAAAUCAAGACAAGAUUGGAUGAAGCUUAAGGAAGAAUGCGAACAAUCACAAGUACCCUUCAAGCUGAACUCUCUUUCUGAAGACUAUCCGAACUAUUUGAAGGAAUUAGAGAAGAAAUGCCUCUUUUUAUUGAAUAUCCGACCAAUUAAGAAGAAGAUUGUUAACGAGAAUGACAAAAUCUUCAUCCAGAUGUGCAAGAACAUCAGUGAUUUCCUUACAACUCCCGUUACAUUAUCCGAUUAUUUCAAAUUACUCGAAACCUCACAAAAAAUCCAGAAAAACAUCACAACAGGUAUCGGCUUGAUCAACAACGUGUUCGAUCAGAACAACGAGAUCUGUUCUUGGUAUAUUCUCCAGAAAUUUUCCACAUCAGGCUCAAUUAUUUCGUUUUUGAAGUCUCUUUCGAAAUCAAUCCGAAAUGAGAUCGAAUAUUCCGACGACGAAACGAAACCGAAGCAUAAGAAAUCGAAAUCGAAGAAACACUCGAAGAAAUCUCGUUCAAAGAAACAAGAAGAAGAGAUGAGGACCAAUCUGAUUAAAAUAGAAAACAACGAAGUGAAAUAUAUUUUAAUUUUAAUUGGCCACGUCCAAAAAUUUUUGAUGGGCAAUUCAGAGCAUUUCCAACAAAACAUUUUAUUGGUUUUCCUUGCGAACUUGCUUUUUGCCAUGUCAAAUUUCGAUGCAGAAGAAGUUUUCAAACCGUUAAAUGUUUUGAUCGACCAAAUGUUGAAUCAAAGGAAAGAAUACAACGAAGAAGAGUAUUCCAGCCUGAUUGCAUACAUCAUUUCAACUCUUUACGUGAUAAUUAACACGAAUGACGGAAUUAUCACUUCCAAACAAUAUCCGAAACUUGUUGAAACACUGCAGAAAUACAAGGAAUACUCACAACAAAGAAAAUCAAUCGCGAUGUUGUUCAACAAACUAAAUGUUUUUGAACAUCAAUCUCCUAUGGAAAUGAUCAAUGAUUUAGCCAGUUCUUCGCCAAAACAGUUCUUCUCAACAUCACAGUUCCUCUUCCAAUUGAUUGAUGAAAGCAAAAACAAAAUUGGUCUCUUGUAUCCGAUCUUUGAAAAUAUUGCAAAAAUUGCGUCUGGUCAAAUAUCACUUUUUUGCUCAAAAUAUUCUAUGCCGACCAAUUUAAGGAAUACAGAUGAUAAGACACAGUUUGAUACAGCAGGUAUACAGCUUGCAGGAUGUUCUAUUUUCAUCUCGAUGAUCAGACGAUUUUUGAUAAAUAACGAUGAAGAAGUUUUGAAAAUUAUAAAUUACAUUUUGCUGAAAAAUAAAGGAAAACAAAGUGAUACGAAAUACGCCAGAUACGAUGAUCCAAUUCUCUUAUACGCUGUAUUCGCAAUUCUCUCCAAUGUUAUUGAUGUAUUCCAUUUCGGAGGAAUUGUCAAAUACGCACAGGAAAACGACAUGUACAUUGUCACUGAUUAUGAUGAUGUAAACCAUAAAAUUGUGGCCUGGCAAAUUCCUAUAACCGCCAAUUCAAAGUUGACAAAACUUGACGCGAAUUACAAUUUGCAAAACAAUUUGUUGUUUAGUUUUAGAGUUUCCAUGUUCCCUGAUUAUUCUAAUUUGUUGCAUUACUUCAAUUUUGCAAUCAAUCCUAACUCAAACACUAUGAGAGAAGGAUUGAAUUACUACAUAAUUAGUUCGUUGAAAGAAUAUGCAACAAUUCCUAAUUUCAUCCAAGAAAAUUUACCAAAUAUUUUCUCUAAAUUCCAGAGAAACAAUUUCAAUUUCUCAUUCAAGAACCAGUCGUUUUUGAACAUAUUGAGAUGCCAUCUUCUCAACAAAGACUCUGAAGGAUUCAGACAGCAGAGAAAUUCGAAAUUGGAAUUCCAUUUGGUAAAUUUGACUUAUAACUAUUCAAACAUUGAACAAGUUUAUGAUUCUGAGACAUUGCAAUCUAAUUUUGACAUUUCUUAUUACUGCACACAGCCAUUGGGAAACAAGAUCUCUUUGUUUAAUAUAAAGAAAACUGAUUGCAAGAACAUAGAAUUCGGAAUUACUUCUCCUUCUUACAAAAUAUGGAAUAGAAAAGCGGUUUAUGUCAGAAAAAUAUUCAAAAGACUUGAUUUGUGCGGAUUGGACACUUUAGAUAAAGCGUUUUUACCUGUAAUAAGAUUGUUUUCAGAAAUCGUCUCUUUUGAAUACAACCGCUCCACAAACACAAUCAAAAUUGUUAGUGGAACUGACAAAUACACUGUCAACUUCCCUUCAGACAUGACUCCAAUUUUCUAUGUCAUUUUUUACGAUGCAGGCAAAUUGGAGUAUAAUUUAGAUGACAAUUUGAAAACAGAUGAAAAAGUCAUCAAAAAGAAAGUCAAUGAAAAUGUUUUUAAUUACAAAACAUUGACAUAUGAGAAGCAGCAAACAGUUGACAAAGUUGUUGUUCCUCUUCGAAACACAAUGAUAUUCAAGAAGAAAAAGACUUUGCCAAUCAACAAUGUCAAUGAAAUAAAAUCAUCAAUAGAAGUAAACAAUGAUUACAGACCAGACCUUGAAGAAAUGUGGACAAAAGUAGCAAGACUUGGAUCAUCUCACCGACCAUUUAUAGAUGAAAAGAAACAGCUUUAUUUCGAUUAUACCGGCAUUGAAUUGAAGAAUACUUAUCAAUCUUUGUUAACUCAUCAUUCUUAUAAUUCUUCUUUCAACUUUUUCCAAAUACAAAAGCCAUUGCUGAAGUUCUCUAAUAUCUCCUAUUUCAGAGGAAAGAAAGAUGAUAAAAUAGACUCAAUCGUAAAAAUGAAACAAAUAUUUUAUCCAAAUUACGUAAUGACAAAUAAAAGUGACAAAGAAAUUUAUGCCGUUAACGAUAUGACAGGAAAAGUUUCAAAAUUCAAAGAUUUCAUUGAACUCAAGACAUUGCCACCGAUGAAUCCAGAUUAUUUCAUCAGUUUGCCAACAAAUCUGAUUAAUUAUUUCGAUUCAUCAGUUGUAGAUGAUUUGAGAUUGAGUUUAUUCACUGAUUGUUACAUUUCUCAGUUAAUUAAUGGAAAAGAUUUCGCCAAAACAAACGAAAUCUUCAAAGUUAUUGAUGACAUUGAUGUUGUAACAAUGAUGAUACACUUCUUAACAAUUGCAGAACCAUUUAACAACGAAGAAAUCAUUGAUUUCAACGUGAAUUAUUUCGACAAGAACCAAAACGUUCCUUCAAAUGUCGGAAAUUAUGUCAUCGCUUCACAAACAAUAUUUAAUCAUUAUCAAAGUAACAAUUUGACUCAUAAGUUCAUUAAAUCUGUUUUCGACUUGUUCUGCACAAUGAUGAAAUCAAUGAAUUGGCAUUACGUCUUAGAUAAUCAUUCCGAUUGUUACUUCAUAACAAAUGACAGAAGUAAUGAUUUCGUUGUUGACGAAUCAUGUGAAGAUUUCAUUUGUUUAGUAACGAAAGACAAUGUCGUAGUGAAUGAAGAAACAUUGUCUCAUAACAGAUACAUGAUUGUUCACAACCAAAUCAAUGGAUACAAGUUCCAUACUGAUGAUCAAACAUUGAUUUUGAUUCCUUUCAGAGACACAAAAGUUUUGUUGGGAACUUUUGGAGAAUUAAUUGUUUUGUUCAAGUAUCUUGUUUAUUUCCUGAAAGAUAACUCGAACAUAGCUCAUGAACUUCGUAAGAGUGUUUACUCAAACGUUCUUGAUUCAUAUUUGUUUAAUUCUCCAUUUUUCGUAACUAAUUUUGAGAAAAUUUUGUCAUUUUUGCAGAAAAACAUCAGAACAACAUAUUCUGAUAUUUCUGGAGACUUCCUUUCUCGUCUUAACAUCCUUGCAAGUAUGUCAAGAUCAAGAUCAAUUCCUCCUUACAUCACAUCAUUCAUUGAAGAACACCAAGCAAUUUGGGAUGAAAGAGUUUUAGUUCCUUUACGUGCCUAUUUCCCAGAAUUCCUCACAGAAGCAGAGAAAGUUGAAAUACAGCGUUCAAACAUUGUUGCCAAAUGCAAUCUACCUUCUGAUCCAUUUGCGAAACCAAUCACAACAUCGCAGAAUUUGUCCAAUUACAAAUUGAUAUUGAACAGAUUACUUUCUAUUCGAAAAGAUAUCAUCGCGUAUCCAUUUCAUUACGUGAUAACUUAUUGGUCUGAAUUGUACAUGAUGUAUCCUCCUUACACAACAAAAAUAGAAGGAUACAUAAUGAAAGUUACUUUCACUGAUUUCAUUCCAGAAAAAUUUACUGUUUUGCGUCCAAAAACAGUUAAUUUGCAAAAGAUCAAUGUUAUUCUUCCAGACGGAACGAAAGAAGUACACGAGAACACGUUUAUCUAUACAAAUAAUAGAAGAACAAUUAUUUUGGAAGGCGAUGUUUUGUGGGGAAGUUUCAUUUUCGUUAUUGCUGAUACACAACCAAAAACAACUGCCGAAUUCGAUGAAAAACAAAGAGAAAAGUUUGUUUCAGACAUGACGACAUUGGCUUUGCAUUGGGAUAAUCAGACAGACCAAAAGAUCUCCAACUGUUUCACAACAGAUAUCUUAACUAAAAUGGCAUUGAACUUCGAGUUUGAUGUAGAAGAUUUAUUAAAGACAGAAAUGAAUUUUGAUUUCCCAUUAAUUUUGAUUCGAGCGAAACUUCUUCUCCUUUUGAAUUGGAUGAUCUUCAACAAAGUCAUGGAUCUUUCUACUGAUAGUUCUUCUAUGCCCUAUCUUUCCUACUGCAUCUCCAGCGCGUUGAAGAUGAAAAUGCUUCGACAAAUCGUUCUAAAACACUCCGAAUCAGGAUAUAUUUCUGUCAACGUGAACCGCGCAAGUUCCUUUGAUUUGAAGAACGGAAACUCAACAAAUUACGAUAAUUCCAUCAUUGCACAGCUCUCAAGAAUAUGCAAUAUCACAGAACUUCGAAAUAUAAAGAGACCAUGGAAAGUUACAUUUGUCGGAGAAAUGGCAAUUGAUGCAGGUGGUCCUGCAGUUGAAUUGUUUUCAAAUGCUGCAGAAGAUUUCACUUCUCCUAACUGCGGACUUGUUGUUAAGAUUCCUAAUGCUAGGAAUGAAGUUGGUUUCUAUAGAGAUUGUGUUGUUCCUUUCCCUAAAAUUGGAGUUUCGUACAUUCAA